AUGCCGCUGCGGCGCGGGGCCCCUCCCUGCCCGCCGCGGCCUCUGGCCGGUGUGCUGUGUGGGGGCGGCGGCUCCGCGGGCGUGGGGGGCCGGUGCUGCGCCCCCAUCCGCCGGGCAUGCUUCCUGCGACCGACCAAGGAGAAGAGCGGAGGGGCUCUCUGGUACCAGCUGAAAAACUGCAGAUGGAAGCCAACUUUUGCCUUGGAGACUGGUGGGCCAUCUAACACCGAUGGCCAAGACUUCGAUGAGGACAGUGGUUUUCUUGGUAGGACUAGACUGGGAAGACUCAUCCAAGCUGCUGCAAGGGAGCUACUUGACAAGCUGAACUCUGCCAGAACAAAUUCGCCAACAAAGAUAUUCCUUGUCCUCCUUGGUUUUUACACAGCCAAUGCCUUGGCAACAAUACUAGGGCAGACCGGUGACUGGGAUGUUCUUGUUGCUGGUGUUGUAGUGGCUGCCAUUGAGGGAAUUGGCAUGUUCAUGUACAGAAAACCAAUUACCAGGCCUCCUGGCAGGUUUCAAUCUUUGAUUUCAAUGGUGAACUACUGGAAAGCCGGUGUAUGCCUGGGCCUUUUUGUGGAUGCCUUCAAGCUGGGUAGCUGA
Messenger RNA from Miscanthus lutarioriparius, 603 nucleotides. NCBI's taxonomy places the organism in Eukaryota, Viridiplantae, Streptophyta, Magnoliopsida, Poales, Poaceae. The record is from the annotation of a GenBank genome assembly.